AGUUUUUAUAAAUAUAGCCAAUAACUUGAUAACCAUGGGAGGAACGUAUGACACCAUGGGAUCAGGUAAUAUCCCCAAAAAUGGAUUUUUCCUAUCAAAAACUGCUAUUAUAUUGGGUUCAAUUGUUGUCGUUGCAUUGUUUGUUGUUGAAGGUCUUCUUAUUGGACUUGUUGGUAGACCUGAGUGUGAACCGUACGCCCCGCUGCCAGAGUCUACUAAGGCGCCACAAAGCAGUUCAACAACUGCCGGUACUUCUACGACCACAACAGAUGCUACAGAAACGGGUCCUUGGACAAACAUACGUUUGCCAAACAACCUAAUACCGGAUGAUUAUGAGGUAGAAUUGAGACCGGUAUUAGAAGCAGAUACGGCUGGAAAGUACUGGUUUUAUGGGACAAGCUCAGUGUGGUAUAGAUGUGUCGAACCUACAAAUCAUAUUAUUAUUCAUUCAAACAAAUUGGAUUAUGCGACGGAGAACCUAGUCUUGGAGAAAGAUGGCACCAUAGUCAACAUAAAGAGUUCGAUGUUUUACGUACCUAAUCAGUAUUUAGUAGUCGAAACCGAAGAUCCAUGCAUAAAAGAUGGUUAUUACAAAUUAACUGUGAAAGAUUUUGUUGGAGAAUUGACUGAUGACUUAGCGGGACUCUACAGGAGCGAAUACGUUAACAGCGCUGGAGACAAUGUUGUCAUAGCCACAACUCAAAUGCAAGCUACAGAUGCACGGAAAACUUUCCCAUGUUUUGAUGAACCAGCCCUCAAAGCUAACUUUACUAUCACACUAUGGGUAAAAGACGGGACGUCCCACUUUCCUCUUUGCAAUAUGCCUGAAGCAGGCAAAAAGACGGACACGUUUGACGGUGAAUCAUGGACGGGCACUGUUUUUCAAGAAAGCGUUCCAAUGAGCACUUACUUACUGGCCAUGGUAAUCAGUGAUUUUGGUGUGGCUGAGAAUACAACAAGUGACGGUACAGUCCAGACAAAUAUAUACGGGCGUAAAGAGUUGAUGGCAAAUGGCGACGCAGCAUAUGCGGCUCUUGUAACCCCUGCCAUUCUGGAUUAUUUUGCUGACUAUUUCAAGAUACCAUAUCCCCUUCCCAAAUCGGAUCAAGUUGGUGUUCCGGAUUUCGGUGCUGGUGCAAUGGAAAACUGGGGUUUGAUCAUCUAUCGAGAGCCUUAUAUUCUUUACAAUUCAAGCACAACUGCAUUCAACUACAAAAUUACUGUAACAAGCAUCGUUGCUCAUGAACUUGCGCACAUGUGGUUUGGGAAUCUUGUCAGUCCUGCUUGGUGGGAUGACCUAUGGUUGAAUGAAGGAUUUGCAACUUAUCUUUCUUAUCUUGGUGAAGCAGCCGUGCAACCUACCUGGAAAUCGAAAGAACGAUUCAUAACUGAUGAUUUACAAGGAGCUUUAAGUGUAGAUGAACUCACGACAUCUCGUCCUCUUGUAACUGAAGUAAACACACCUGCCCAAAUUUCUGCUCAAUUUGAUACGAUAAGUUACAACAAGGGAGCAAGUAUUAUUCGUAUGAUCAACAGUUUCCUGGGAGAAGAAAAUUUUGUUAAUGGCUUAAGCGAAUAUCUGAAAGCUUUGUCAUAUGAUGUUGCAACUCAUGGUGAUUUGUUUUCCUACUGGGCAAAGCAUACUGAUGGCCUGUCCACGGGAUUGCCAACUGAUCUAGAGACUAUUUUGGAAACGUGGACUCUUCAAAUGGGAUAUCCAGUUAUCAACAUACAAGAUCUUGAUCCGUUAUCCAACAUGUUCACGCUGUCACAAGAAUAUUUCUUAAUUGACCGUGAUGCGGAACCAGUUCACACUGAAGGGAGUAAAAAAUAUAACUACAAAUGGUAUGUGCCGUUCACUUACAUAAAAGGAAGCAAUCUUGCCGCUGGAAUUGUGGAAACUGUUUGGAUUGGACUUGAUAAUACUGUGACAAUCAGUGAUUCGGAUUUCAUACUUGGAAACAUUAGAGGUGAAGGUUAUUACAGAGUGAACUACGAUGGAGACACCUGGGGUAAACUAGCUGCAAAACUGGAUUCUGCUGAUUAUCAGGAUAUACCAGAGGAAAACAGAGCUCAGUUGUUGGAUGAUGCCUUCAGUCUUGCAAGUGGGGAAAGACUUGGAAUUACGGUUCCUCUUGAAAUGUCAAGAUAUCUGUACAGAGACGAUAGUUACAUUGCAUGGACUACAUUUAUGAGAAAUAUUAGAUAUUUUGAAUAUAUGCUAGGAAGAACACCGGUGUUUGGAACAUUCUGCAACUAUAUAUUGGAACUUGUGGUCCCUUCUUUAUAUGAUAAAUAUGGAUGGGAAGAAACAGAUGUGUCUGAUGAUGCUGUAAUUGAGAGAUUAACAAGGCAGGUUGGCAUUGAUGCUGCAUGCUAUUACGGUAAUGAUGAAUGCAUUGGGAAUGCAACCGAAAAAUUUCAGUUGUGGAUGAAGAAUCCAGAUAACUGGGGAAUAAUUGAUUCCAGCUUCCGAUCCGAUAUUCUCUGUGCAGCUAUCCGUAACUCCGGCAUAGAAGAAUGGAAUUUUGCAUGGGAAAGGCAUGGCGCUGCUACUGAUAAUCCUACUUUUCAAACUAGUUUAAGGUAUGGACUCGCCUGCAGUAAAGAUCCAUGGAUAUUGACGCGGUACUUGGAAUACACGUUGGACCCAAAAAAAGUUAGAAAGCAAGAUGCAAUCAGAACUAUGCAGUACAUCGGAGGAGAAGAAUAUGGUCGUGACAUUGCUUGGGCUUUUAUGGUUGAUAAUUGGGAAGUGUUGGUGAACUUAUUUGGUUCAGGAUGGUCAUUCGACGGUUUAAUAGCCACCAUAACAAAAAGAUUCUCUACGGAAUAUGACUUGGAAAAGCUGGAGGAUUUCAAAAGUAAUACACCGGAUCUAGGAACAGCAGUAAGAGCAGUUGAUCAAGCAAUCGAAAAGACAAAAAUAAAUAUUAAAUGGAGGAGUGAUAACGAAGCAACGUUAACAGAUUGGUUUUAUGCCAAUGUUGGCACUGUACUGUAACUUUUGAAAGACUAAAGAUAAAAUGAACUAUACGUAAUUUGCUACCAUUUAAAUUUUAAAGUGAUUUAAAGUCAUGAACGAACUUUAAGAUAAUAGUAAAUAAAUUAAAUAUAAAUACGGAAAAACUAGUUAAACUAAAAUGGCUAAAGUUUGCUUCAGUAAACGUAGUACGACAAUUUAAUUUUCAAUAUAUGAUUUUCAAAUUUAACUAUUAUAAUUUAAUUUUUUGUAGUCAAUUAAGUAUAGCAUUACUGCAACAAUGCAUCUGUGUUAAUCAUUGAAAUGUAACACGUCAGAAGUUUAUCAAAUUUUCAUACCUGAUUUUUUUUGCUUCAAUAUUCACGAAAAUGACGCAGUUGUUAAAGCGCAAAUGUCGUUUAGAGUUUUCACGAAUCAGUUCACAAAGCUCUACGCCACAUUGAGCAAAUUUUUGUGAUGCUUUACCAUUUUCAAAAUGGAUCUUAGAAGUUUUAUAAUUAUCCACUGUUUCAAUAAACUGAUAAUUGUUCAUUGUG
Messenger RNA from Styela clava, 3519 nucleotides. Its product is annotated as aminopeptidase N-like. Gene Ontology annotation, cellular component: membrane; cytoplasm. The record is from RefSeq and is a predicted model, not a curated record. Gene Ontology annotation, molecular function: metalloaminopeptidase activity; peptide binding; zinc ion binding. Lineage: Eukaryota; Metazoa; Chordata; Ascidiacea; Stolidobranchia; Styelidae. Gene Ontology annotation, biological process: peptide catabolic process; proteolysis.